GUCUCUGGCGGGAGGGGGCGGUGUCAGCAGGCGGCAGCGGCGUCCCCUGGAGCUGGUCCCGGGUUCCUCCCGGGCGGUGUGGGGUAGCGGCGGCGGCGGCGUGGCCUGCGGGGCGGCUGGGACACAUGGGGGACGCGCUGGACGAGCCUUGGUGGGAGCCGCAGCCCGGAACACACAGUAGCAGCGACAGCAGUAACCCAGACAGGCAUAAACCUUUCCCUGGACAACAUCUUAUUCUGGAAAAUCAUGCUCCUUCUGAUGAUGAAGAAAUGGAAAAAUCAACCAACACAAGUAAACCAGUACAGCCUGACUCAGACUCCGGGUCCAAACCUGCUACAGCAAAGAAAAGAAAACAGCCUGCGGAAUGUUUUCUAACUCGUCCUGAGGAAAAAGAAGAACACACUGUGAAGGUGAAAAGGAGAAGGAAGAAGAAAAUUUCUGAUAUUCUUGCAAAAUCAUCUCCAAAACCAGGUGUCCCUGAAGACCUACAAAAGCUACUUAAUCAACACUUUGGUACUAAACGUUCAGUGAUUGAACUAGAAGAGUUAAAACUGCCAGAUUCCUGUUUCCUGCCAUCCAAUGACCUCACCCACAGUUUUUCUUCAUACCUGAAGGAAAUCUGUCCCAAAUGGGCAAAACUUCGUAAAAACCACAAGGAGAAGUCAUCUGUGCUGAUGCUAAUUAUCUGCAGUUCUGCUCUCCGUUGUUUGGAGCUCAUUAAGUCAAUGACGGCAUUCAAAGGAGACUGCAAAGUUAUUAAAUUGUUUGCAAAACACAAAAAGAUAAAAGAACAGAUGAACAUGCUGGAGAAUGGUGUCAUCCACCUGGGUGUAGGAACACCUGGAAGAAUAAAAGCUCUAGUAAAACAAGAUGGCCUUAGCUUGAACUCCUUGAAGUAUCUGGUUUUGGAUUGGAACUGGAGAGAUCAGAAGUUAAGGAGAAUGAUUGAUAUCCCUGAGAUAAGAAGAGAAGCAAUUGACCUUCUGGAAAUGGGAAUUAUAAAGCUGUGCAGAGAGAAUUCUGUGAAGCUGGGACUCUUUUAAUGGUGUAACUAACACGAAUGCAAUUUACAGCUGUAUUUCACUUCUCAUUGUCUGUAGUAGGCAACUGUUCAGUGGCUGACUGGACUCAGUUCUUCCGUUUCUGAGAUGCUUAGCAGAAAUGCAUAUUACAAUGUUUGUCAGCUUCUGGCCCUCUUAUAAUAAAGCAAAGUUUGCAUGUAGA
Messenger RNA from Mauremys mutica (yellowpond turtle), 1224 nucleotides. RefSeq names its product cms1 ribosomal small subunit homolog (gene CMSS1). NCBI's taxonomy places the organism in Eukaryota, Metazoa, Chordata, Testudines, Geoemydidae. The record is from RefSeq and is a predicted model, not a curated record. Bases 126 to 1043 code for a protein of 305 amino acids. Gene Ontology annotation, cellular component: nucleus; 90S preribosome. The transcript has 11 exons.